ACGUAAGCGCAGUGGACUCCCUCGGCCGCGACGAACAACAUGGGGACGGCCGCCCGCCAGACUUUGCUCUUAAUUAUUGUGUGUGUGGUGUCUGGGGGUCUUAAUUAUGUCGCUGCGAACAGCCCAGAUGCAGCCUCAGCAGGUGCCACCGUGGUGGACGGGAUCGACAUGUCUAAGUACCACCAUUACGACGACUUGCUGCGGCUGGCGGAGACCCUGAAGGUGCAGUACCCGCACCUGGUGGAUCACUACUCUGUGGGCAAGUCCGUCCAGGGGAGGGAGCUCCUGGUCCUUAGGAUCAGCGAGAAUGUGGCCGAGCGGCGCCUCACAGAACCCAUGUUCAAAUUCGUGGCCAACAUCCACGGGGACGAGACCGUGGGGCGCGCCCUUAUGGUGUUCCUGGCGCAGUACCUGGUGGCCCAGUACGGCUCCAACCCCAGGGUCACAAGGCUGCUCAACCAGACCGAGAUUCACCUCAUGCCGUCCAUGAAUCCCGACGGCUUUGAGCUGGCCAAGGAGGGGAGUUGUAAUGCCUUGAGAGGCUCAGGCCGAGAGAAUGCCAACAAUCAAGAUCUGAAUAGGAAUUUCCCUGUUCAGUGGGAGAAUCCCUCAGAAGUAGAGAUGGAGAAAGGGAGAGAACCUGAGACAUUGGCCGUCAUGAGCUGGAUUGUUCGGAAUCCAUUUGUUUUAUCCGGUAACCUGCAUGGUGGCUCUGUGGUUGCCAGCUACCCAUUUGAUGACAGCAGCCGCCACAUUGAUUGUUGUGUUGAAAGCAAGACUCCUGAUGAUCAAAUUUUCCACCUCCUGGCCUCUACAUAUGCCUCAAACCAUGCUACAAUGCACCAGGGAAAUCUCUGUGUGGGAGAUAACUUCCGAGGGGGAAUUACCAAUGGGGCUUUUUGGUAUGAUGUUAAAGGGGGAAUGCAAGACUUCAACUAUGUGUAUGGAUCAUGCUUUGAAGUAACCUUUGAGCUCUCCUGUUGUAAGUAUCCCAUGGCAUCUGAGCUCCCAGAGGAGUGGAUCAAGAACAAGGAGUCACUUCUGGCAUUCAUGGAAAAGAUUCACAUGGGAGCAAAAGGUGUUGUGACGGAUUCCGUAACUGGGGAAGGAAUUGAAGGAGCGAAAGUGAGUGUGGAGGGAGUUAACUACAAUGUGACAACUUCAUCAAGAGGUGAAUACUGGAGGCUGCUCUUACCUGGAACCUACACUCUGGUGGCAAAGGCAUAUGGGUAUGAGACAGCCCAGGAGAGCUUGGUUGUGGUGAAUGGAACCGUUUCUCGUUUGGACUUCAAGCUCAAGCAGAUUGCACAAGCCCCUGUGUCAGCUGUAACUCCUCCACCUCCUGCAGUCAGCACAACUACUGCGACAACCACAACAACUGUAGCUACAUUUAAACCCAAGAAGCCAGAGGAAGAAGGAUUUACCUCAGAGCCAGAGUUUAAAUAUCACCAUUACCCAGAUUUGCAAGAUUUCUUGAUGAAGUUUGCUAAAAGAUACCCAAGUCUUACAAGAUUAUACUCCAUUGGUACAAGUGUACAGGGCAGAGAACUCUAUGUUUUAGAGAUCUCUGACAACCCUGGCAUUCAUGAGCCUGGUGAACCAGAAUUUAAAUACAUUGGCAACAUGCAUGGGAAUGAAGUCGUAGGACGCGAGACACUCCUUUUGUUGAUACAGUACCUGCUCGAAGGAUAUGGUGUUAAUGACCGUGUUACAAGUCUUGUUAAUGAUACAAGAAUACACAUUAUGCCUACUAUGAAUCCAGAUGGAUUUGAGGCUGGAAAUGAAGGUGACUUUGCUGGAGUUGUAGGAAGAGCCAAUGCUAAUAACAGAGAUCUAAAUAGGAAUUUCCCAGAUCAGUACUUCACCAACCAGCAAAAUCACGUUCAGGAGCCAGAAACUUCAGCCGUGAUGAAGUGGCUGAAGGAUUAUCCCUUCGUCCUCUCAGCAAAUCUCCACGGAGGGUCUCUGGUGGCCAACUACCCAUGGGACGACAAUCCCCAGGGGAGAAGUGGCCUCUACAGUAAAUGUCCAGAUGAUGAGAUCUUCAAGAAGUUAGCUAAAGCCUACUCAUUUGCUCACCCAAAAAUGCCACAUGGGAAACCGUGCAAUAGUCCAAAUGUGGUAUUCCCAGAUGGUAUCACAAAUGGUGCCAGGUGGUAUAGUGUAUCAGGUGGUAUGCAAGACUACAAUUACUUGCAUUCAAACUGCUUUGAAAUAACAGUUGAGAUGUCAUGUAAUAAGUAUCCAUAUGCAAAGGACUUGCCAAGAUACUGGAUAGAAAACAAGAAUUCUCUAAUUACAUUCAUGGAACAGGUCCACACUGGGUUGAAAGGAUUUAUUUUGGAUGAAAAUAAUAAUCCUAUCAGUAAUGCUACAAUCUCAGUAGCAGAUAUUGAUCAUGACAUUUCAUCAGCUACUGAUGGUGAUUAUUGGAGACUUCUUGCUCCAGGAGAGUACCUUAUUACAGUGCAUGCCCCAGGGUAUGAGCCAAGUAGCAAGAAGGUUGAAGUUCCGCACUUGUGGUCGAAGCAGGUCAACUUCACCCUAAAGACUUCUGACUCUCAGGACUGGUCUCUGCGGGAAGAUUUCAGCAUCACGGAAAACCUUGGGGAGACCUAUUUGAGCAACUCAGAGCUCAGUGCAGCCAUGGCCAAGAUUGAAAACGAAUACAGGGAAGUGGCCGAAUUUUUGGCCAAUGAGAAUGAGUGGAGUAUGAAAAUCCAUGCUCUCUAUAUGGCUGCUGAGCAAGAGUCAUCAUUUGACAACAGAGUUCGAGUAUUGAUACUUGGGGGGCUGUACGGUGCUCAGCCUGUUGGUCGUGAGCUUGUCAUUCGUCUUGCUCGACACCUGGGAGCAGGAUGGACCAAAAAGGACACAAAGAUACAAACUUUGCUGGAGAAUACGAGGAUUUUCCUUGUGCCAGCAAUUGAUAUUGAUGGUUUUGAUGCAGCUAUUCCAGGAAUGUGUGGAUACAGCAAACUAAGUGAGAUGCAGAAUGAGGUUGGAGGCUUAUUCUCACCAGAGAUAAGCAAUACUUAUGCUCAGGCUGUGAUUUCAAUGUUGGAGCAGAUCAAACCACAUGUUGUGCUCUCCCUCGAGUCUGGAGGAAUCUUUAUGAGGUUCCCACGAGAUGACCCCUCGGCAAACACUCCCAUGACUCCAGAUGAGGCCAAUUUCCAGUUUUUGACAGAGACAUAUGCACAUGGGCAUCCUACAAUGCUGCAGGCUGAGAACCCAUGCUCACAAUUUACCGAAAGUGCACCAACAGGCAUACUCCAUGGCCAGGCACUGGGUGCUUACAAAAAUUCCCUGCUGGACUACACCUACAAUAAUAUGAAUGCUACACUUAUGGUUGCAGCACAUGUGAGCUGCUGCAAUUACCCUGAAGGCUGGCAGCUGAAAACACUAUGGCGGGAAAAUAAGAAUUCCCUAAUGGAUUUCCUCCACACCACUCACCAAGGCAUAUCUGGACAGGUGGUGGAUGACAAGGGGAAACCUGUGCCUGCAGCCAAAGUGCUGGUUGAUGGCAAGGUGGUGAAACGCAGAAUGGCCUCCUUUAGGAAACUACUGCCUGUAGGCUCACACACUCUCCAAAUAACUGCAAAUGACUUGGAGAACAAAACAAUGGAGUUAGUUGUACCAGCAAACAAGGAGGUCCCAGCUAGUGUCACUUUGGAUUCACUCAAAGAGAUGACAAUAGGCUACCAUUCAUACUACGGGACUGAGGAUCACUUGCGGAAGCUCAACUCCAACUACUCAAAAAUAUCAAACCUUUACUCGAUUGGGAGAAGUUCUAUGAGUCGGCAGAUUUUAGCCAUAGAAAUUGAUGCUGCAAGUGAAGCUAAACAACCUGUUGUACCUUCAGUAGCUGUAAUCGGAGGCCUUGGGGCAAGUGACAGAGGUGGCAAGGAGCUGGUCCUGGAAUUUGCAAGGUACUUACUUUCUCACUAUAAUCACGAUGCAACGGUAAGCAAAAUACUGCAGAUGACACGUGUUCAUCUGGUACCAACUCUGAACCCAGAUGGCACUGCUGAAGUACCAAAAGGCAAGGAUAAGGGUGAGAAUUGCCAGCAAGUGGAUACAAAGAAUGGCAAUGGUGUCGAUAUGGACACGAGCUUCACUGCUAAAGAUUCAGUGACCACAAAUGUACAGCCUGAAGUUACUGCCAUUCAGAAGUGGAUGACAGAAAAGAAAUUUACCCUGGCCCUUGUACUGAGGGGAGGAGGACAGGGAGUGGCAGUGCCGCUGUCUAGUGUCUCCAACUUCAGUAUGUCGCAGCACGAUUCUGAGAUCUUCUAUCAUCUUGGCUCAGUGUACUCGAAGGCAGCAGGACUACCUCAGGAUAAGUCGCAGUGCAAAGAUGUCAAGCUCAUAAAUGGUACAGCCCGUGAUUCAGAAUAUCACCCUCAUUCUGAAAGCCUGUUGGACUGUUUUUAUGGCCACAGUGAGACUUUGGCUCUCAAUGUUUACUAUAGUUGUUGUGGUACUCCUGAUGAAAAGACUCUGGGUCAGUUGUGGAAGAAACAUAAACCAGCACUACUUAAGUACAUAACUCUUGCAAACAUGGGUGCAAUGGGAUACGUUACUGAUCUACUUGGGUCUCCAAUACCCGACGCACAGAUCAAGUUUGAUGAAUCAGAGCAUGUUGUUACCUCCUCUGUAUCCCAUGGAGCUUGGUGGAGGCCCUUGACCACUGGAACACACACACUGACAGUCAAUGCUAAAGGAUAUUACAGUCAGAAAAAGCUUUUGCAAGUGGUCGGAGGUGAUACAGUAGUCUUCAGAUUGGAAAAAGAUGAUAGUAUAUUUGGGAUGCCUCGAAUAGUAUUUGUGAUCAUUGCUGGUUCUCUUACUCUGCUGCUAAUGGUCUGUUGCCUCUGUGUUGCCACUCUCCGCUCAAAACACCAAAGGAGAAAACAGUAUGGCUUCUACCAGCUAGGCAAUGCUGCUGACAUCUUCAAUGAUAGCUCUAGCGGCUCAGAUGACGAGACCCAGAUAAGGUUCUUGAAUGGAGCAACCAAGAACAAAGUAAAAAGUAAAGAAGAGAUCAAGCAGAAUAUCCACCUACAAAGACCUUGUUUCAAGCUCAUCAGAUGAGGAUGAGCUUUUCCUUAAGAACACUUAUGUGAAGAAGAAGGGGCAGAGGUGAUCUUUCUGCUUAUCCUCUAUGUAAAUAGUUCUCUGAAAGAACAAAGGUACAUUAGAUAUAGGUAAUGCAACAGCAUGGCACAAUAUAUCCUUUCUGGAUACACUGUUACACACUCACACUCUCACACUCACUCUCACUCUCACACUCACACUCAUACUCUUCAUUAUUAAUUUGAACAAUUAGAAAUUACGGUUAGUACAUUUACACAGCUUACUGGUGUGUUAGUAUGGAGCUUGGAAUUGCAAAGUAUUUGAUAAUGUUCAUGUGGUUUAAGUGGCUUUUCCAAGAUAUAGAAAAACAAAAUUCUCACUAGCCUAUAUUUACAUACCUAUAAGUACUUGUACACACUUGCACAUCAUACUUAUGCAUAUGUACAUGCAUUAAUGUGUUUAGGGAGUUUGUUUGAAUAUGUAAGUCAACCCCCCUCCCUCCCCCCAUUGCUUCCAGAGGUAUAUAAGAAUUUCUAUGCAUAGUGUUUAUGUGGAUAAGUAUAUACAGGUAUGAUACCAAAUAAGAAGGUAGUACAAGACAAUGAAAAUUUUUCACACAGUAACACACACAUUCAUAUAAAUGUAUAUCUGUGAUUUUUUUUUUUUUUCUUUUCUUUUCUUUUUCUUUUUUUUCUUAUCAUUUUGAUAUUGAAAGAGAUUUUAUAGUAGCUAAUAUGCUUAAAGUAGAAAUCAGUAUAUUAGAAACAGUAUCCUAUUUAUUAAAGAUGUAUGGUUAUUAGCCACAGGGUGAGAAUCAGACACAGAUUAGAAAAAUGCUGUAUUUGAUCUAACCUUACAGAAGCCUUGUUAACAGUGACAUCAGUAUUACCUUCACAAUACAUCUAAAAGUAUUUGAUACUGAGUCACAAUAUCUGCUUGAAUGAAAUUAUGCAACCCAGUGCUGCUAAGUUCUAGAUAUUUUUCUUUUAAGAUUUCUUACAAUUUUUCGUGUAGUAAAGAUGACUGUUAGAGUUUUGUAUUUUUAUAUAGUAAUUUCAGAGUAUUUUAACCCAAUGUAAGUGGAUUUAUGUACUGUCCCCUUUAUAUUUUAGAAAAGUUUUGUUUCCAUACAGAUGGCUCCACAUGUGCCCAGCCAGCAGUUGGCCCUAGUAACCGAUCCUGAUUUCCCCACUCCUUGAAUUGACCAUUUUAUUUUUCCUUCUUCUUCUUCCUUCCUUCUUCUAACAUUAGAGACAAAAAUAUAUAGAAAUGAAACUUUCAAAAAAUGAAGGAAAAGGGUAAACAGAUGAGAUAGGUAAGACUAAUAGAUGACUCCUUGGUGACUAAUCACUUGUAGAGCCAUCUAUGUGUCAAGACAAAAGAUGAAAUUUUAUUACACUGGGAAUGGCAUUCUGUCUUGCCACCCACUGACAUUGGGUUAAAGAUCUCUGUAAUUGUGAUAGUUGGGACUGAAAGCAAUAAUAAAGUCUAGCAAAAAGUAGUAUUUACCUGUCUUAAUCAUUAACUAUCUUGAAUAGAUUGGGGAAAUAAAUGAAAGAAUUAGGGUAUUAUAAAUCCGUUCAAAAUUCUUGACAAAUACAUAGUGCCUUGAUGUUACAAAAUGUUAAGUAUCAGAAGUAUUUUAAUCCCAUAAUCAUAUAGUUACAGUAUUUUUAUGACAAUGAUGAUGACUCCCCAGUUUUAUGUAGAAUUCAGUACUUGUUAUUUGAAUUUAUGUUCCUCCCUAUUUCUAUAUAAAAGAUUAUUUUUUUAAUGAAAUACAAAUAUUGACAAUAAGGGAAUCUUUUUUUUAUAGUAAGAAUUCUGGUUUAUAACCAAAAUGGAGAUAAUAGAUGAUAUCAAAUUAUGGAUUGUUGGGUACACUUUAUUUUCAUCAUAAAUUUUAGGGAGAAGGGUAAUCGCAGCUGAUAUUGAGAUGCUUUUAAUGUAGGUUUUAUCAAAGUUUGUUGUCUUGCAUUUGUUGUAUCAAGGUGAUUUGUUAUAUGAUUUACAUGAUAUUAAGAUGUUGACUAAAGUGCCUUACUAAUCUGUGUUAUCAAUUUGAUUUAUAAUUAAUGAAAAUUAAUUAUGUAUAAAUCGGUGGUUUAUAUUCUUUACUUAGUUCAGUAUCAGGUGAUUUCCACUCAUAUUCAAAUAAAAAAUAAAGUUAUAGAUCAAACUUGUUCACACAUUAAUCUCUUCUUUUCAAGUGAACUGCAUUCAUUGCAACAAACAUAGAGAAGAUAUGAAUGAAAAUGAAUAUUUUUGCAUUGUAAUAGAAGUAUUUGACCAGUUUCCAUUAUAUCUUCAUCAGAAAUACAUGAUCUUUAUUUGUGACAUAGAUAUAUAAUUGAAGCCAGUUGGAUCUAUCUCUUACACUUUGAAGAUAUUCAUUCUCAUUCAUACCUUUUUGUUCUAUUUCUUUUUGAAUGAAAUUAGGAAGUGCUCCUUGUCAUGUAAAAGAAGAGUGUCUUCAAUAUUUCUUUUGUGGAAUUGAGCAAAGAACAAAAGUAGAUAGAUUGGGUUGUGAUUUUUGUAUCAGAGUUUAUGUAAUUUUUUAUGCAUUUUAUAAAUUAGUUUAAUCUGUAAUUUUUGUAAAUUAUAUUUUACUUGCAAAAAUAAAUCUUAUGUUUAACAUUGACUUUGUGUUUAA
Molecule: messenger RNA, 7732 nt
Organism: Penaeus monodon (black tiger shrimp)
Lineage: Eukaryota; Metazoa; Arthropoda; Malacostraca; Decapoda; Penaeidae
Product: carboxypeptidase D-like
Exons: 29
Coding region: 40-5097 (1685 amino acids)
Biological process (GO): proteolysis
Molecular function (GO): metallocarboxypeptidase activity; zinc ion binding
Source: RefSeq, a predicted model, not a curated record